This is a messenger RNA of Salvia hispanica, 1779 nucleotides long. RefSeq names its product berberine bridge enzyme-like 18. Gene Ontology annotation, molecular function: oxidoreductase activity; FAD binding. The record is from RefSeq and is a predicted model, not a curated record. Lineage: Eukaryota; Viridiplantae; Streptophyta; Magnoliopsida; Lamiales; Lamiaceae.
CAAUUACACAAAGUCAUCAUAUCUAAAUCAUGAAGAUUGUUACAAUUAUUCCUACUCUUCCAUUCAUCCUUCUUCUCAUAUUGUCAAGCUCAAGUGCACAUGAACACCAAGAUUUUCUUCAAUGUCUCUCCCAACAAUUCAACAACUACUCUUCAAUUUCAAACAUUGUUUACACUCCAAACAACUCAUCCUACACUCCCAUCCUAAGAUUCCUAGGCCAAAACCUUAGAUUCCUGACGGAAUCCACGCCUAAACCGCAAGUGAUCAUAACACCAGAACACGAAUCUCAAAUCCCGCCUCUCAUUCAAUGCGCUAAACAGAGCGGUGUAGAGAUCAGAACGCGAAGCGGGGGCCAUGACUUCGAGGGGCUAUCUUACACGGCGCAAGUCCCAUUUGCGAUCAUCGAUUUGUUCAAACUCAGUGAAAUCGAAGUCGAUGUGGAAACCAAAACCGCAUGGGUCGGAGGCGGGGCGAGCCUCGGAUCCAUCUACUACAGGGUAGCAGAGAAAAGCCCGGUCCUGGGAUUCCCGGCCGGUCUUUGCCCAACGGUCGGGGUCGGCGGCCACUUCAGCGGAGGAGGCUACGGCACACUGCUGAGAAAGUACGGAAUGGCAGGGGACAACAUCAUCGAUGCAAGAAUAGUCGACGUCAACGGCAGAAUCCUUGACAGGAAAUCAAUGGGCGAGGAUCUAUUCUGGGCCAUCAGAGGCGGUGGAGGCGCCAGUUUCGGCGUGAUCGUUGCUUGGAAGUUACAACUGGUGGAUGUUCCAGAAACUGUCACUGUUUUCACAAUUGACAGGACACUGGAACAGAACGCGACUGAACUGGUCCACCGCUGGCAAUACAUCGCGCAUAAAUUCGACAAAGAUUUGCUCGUGAGAGUCCUUGUAAGAAGAGUCAAUUCCACCGAAAACAAAACGAACAUGACGAUCCAAGCUUCGUUUAGCUCAAUCUACUUCGGUAACAUCGAAAAAUUGAUUCCAUUGAUGCAAAAAAGCUUUCCAGAAUUAGGCCUGAAAAGAGAAGACUGCACCGAGGUGAGCUGGAUCCGAUCCACCGUCUACUUCGCCGGAUUCCCAAUCGCGACGCCGAUCGAAAUUCUGCUCAACAGAACUAUGCCGCAGCAGAUAUACUUCAAAGGAAAAUCCGAUUACGUGCAGAAACCGAUCCCCAAACACGGCCUAAGAGGCAUAUGGAGGCUUUUCUACGAAGCAGAGGCGGCGAUGGCGCAGUUCGCCUUCACCCCCUACGGCGGGAGAAUGGCGGAGAUUUCAAGCUCCGCCAUUCCGUACCCUCACAGAGGGGAGAAUUUGUUCAGCGUGGUGUACUGGCAAAUUUACGAUGGCCGGAAUCCGGGGAGGUACAUUGGUUGGCUUCGGCGGCUUUAUGAUUACAUGGCUCCUUAUGUUUCGAAGAAUCCGAGGGGGGCGUAUGUCAACUACAGAGAUCUUGAUAUCGGGGUCAACAACGUUGUAGGAGAGACGAGCUAUAAACAAGCGAGUGUUUGGGGGAAGAAAUAUUUUGGUGGGAAUUUCGAUCGGCUUGUUCGGGUGAAGACAGUUGUUGAUCCGCAGAAUUUCUUCAGGAGCGAACAGAGCAUUGCUGUGGCUAUAAUAUAAAAAAUGAAAUUAAGAGUAUCCACAACUUAGAUAUAUGUAUCAGUUCACUCUAUAUCUGCUCUAGUCUAAUUUGAAUUUCAUCAUUUUAUUAGGGUAGUAUUUAGUCAUUUGAUGUUCCUUACAAAAAAAUAAUUAGUCAUUUGAUGCUAAUUUGCAGAUA